Quercus lobata is the source of this 1974-nucleotide messenger RNA. Its product is annotated as CLP protease regulatory subunit CLPX2, mitochondrial-like. The transcript is spliced from 15 exons. Bases 71 to 1855 code for a protein of 594 amino acids. Gene Ontology annotation, molecular function: ATP hydrolysis activity; ATP binding; ATP-dependent protein folding chaperone. The record is from RefSeq and is a predicted model, not a curated record. NCBI's taxonomy places the organism in Eukaryota, Viridiplantae, Streptophyta, Magnoliopsida, Fagales, Fagaceae. Gene Ontology annotation, cellular component: mitochondrial matrix. Gene Ontology annotation, biological process: protein folding.
UUCUCAUUUCCCAGCGCGUGUUGUUAGUUCAGUUCGUCUCUGUCCAUUUCCAAAACAAACUUUCGAAAACAUGUUUUCGAUUCUCCGAAGCAGCAAAACGAAAACGAAAGCAGCGUUUUCAAUUCUCAAACAACUCAGCACCCAAAACUCCCUCACAAAUACAAUCCUAGGGUUCCCAUUUUCCCAACAACAACAAAAAGCGACGUCGUCUUCCUUCUCAUCCUCAUCCUCAUCAUCACCGUACGACCACAUCAGAGCCAACGUGAAUUGCCCACGCUGCGAGCACCAAAUGCCGUUACUGUUCUCGAACCGCCCGUUAUCUAUAACGGCGCGAGAGCCGAACGGCGUGUACCAGGCGCUGAACCUGUGCCCCAAUUGCAAAACGGCGUUCUAUUUCAAGCCGUUUAAGCUGGAGCCAUUGCAAGGUAGCUUCAUCGAGAUUGGGAGGGUGAAGAGUGACAGUGUGGACUCGGAUGGGAAUAGCGAGAAACGUUUGGGUAGUUUUGGAAAACCAAAAUUUUGUAAGGAAAAUGAGGCGGAUGAGGAGGAGGAUAAUGAUGAAACGGCGUCGUGUUUGGGGAAGAAGGACUUGCCCACGCCUAAGGAGAUCGUUAAGUUGCUCGACCACUUCGUCGUUGGCCAAGAAAGAGCCAAAAAGGUGCUUUCAGUGGCUGUUUACAACCACUACAAAAGGAUAUAUGAUGCUUCCCUUCAUAAGAAGUCAGGCAUUGAACGGGGUACUAACGAAGUUGAAAAUGAGGACAAUGAUUCUGUUGAGCUGGAGAAGAGCAAUGUAUUGCUGAUGGGUCCCACUGGCUCAGGGAAGACGUUACUUGCAAAAACACUAGCUCGUGUUGUGAAUGUGCCAUUUGCCGUUGCUGAUGCAACAACGUUAACACAGGCAGGUUAUGUUGGAGAAGAUGUGGAAUCAAUAUUGUAUAAGCUACUCGUGGAAGCUGAGUUCAAUGUUGAAGCAGCUCAGAAAGGCAUUGUCUACGUUGAUGAAGUUGAUAAGAUUACUAAGAAGACUGAGAGCUUAAACGUUGGUAGAGAUGUUUCUGGAGAGGGUGUUCAACAGGCAUUGCUAAAAAUGCUGGAAGGAACGAUAGUGAGUGUUCCCGAUAGAGGAGCUCGGAAGAAUCCUCGUGGUGAUUUCAUUCAGAUGGAUACCAAAAAUAUACUCUUUAUUUGUGGUGGGGCAUUUGUUGAUUUGGAGAAGACGAUUUCAGAGAGACGACAAGAUUCUUCCAUUGGCUUUGGAGCUCCAGUUCGUGCAAACAUGAGAACUGGUGGAUCAACCAAUGCUGUAGUGACAUCCUCGUUGUUGGAAUCUGUAGAAAGUGGUGAUCUUAUUGCAUAUGGCCUCAUACCUGAAUUCGUUGGAAGAUUUCCAAUUUUAGUGAGUUUAUCAGCUUUAAAUGAAGACCAACUUGUUCAGGUCCUCACAGAACCGAAAAAUUCUCUUGCUAAACAGUACAAGAAGAUGUUCAGCAUGAACAAUGUAAAGUUACAUUUUACUGAGAAUGCUUUGAGAUUGAUUGCAAAGAAAGCAAUGGCAAAGAACACUGGUGCCCGAGGUUUAAGAGCCAUAUUAGAAAAUAUUCUUACAGAAGCAAUGUUUGAGAUUCCGGACAUCAGGGUGGAAAAUGAUCCUAUAAAUGCAGUUUUGGUUGAUGAAGAGGCUGUUGGGUCUGUGGCUGCUCCUGGAUGUGGAGCAAAAAUACUUCAUGAUGAUGGUGCAUUCAAUCAAUUGCUCUCUGGAAAAAAGUUCAGGGAUCCCAUGGGAGGUGGGGUGUCUGAGAGUGAAUUUUUGGAAGGUGAAUUGCAUGUUCAGUCAAGAGCCAUUCGUUUAUAAAUUUUAUGUAAUUUAAAAUGUGUAAAGAACAUAUGUGUAUAAAUUCAUGUUUCAAGUUCUCUUUUUCCUGGGUCUUCUAACAAUAUAAUGAAGCUUGUCGAGAACUAGAUUCACCUCAA